Molecule: messenger RNA, 1642 nt
Organism: Lathyrus oleraceus (garden pea)
Lineage: Eukaryota; Viridiplantae; Streptophyta; Magnoliopsida; Fabales; Fabaceae
Product: vacuolar cation/proton exchanger 3
Exons: 11
Coding region: 132-1475 (447 amino acids)
Biological process (GO): intracellular calcium ion homeostasis; calcium ion transmembrane transport
Cellular component (GO): plant-type vacuole membrane
Molecular function (GO): calcium:proton antiporter activity
Source: RefSeq, a predicted model, not a curated record
UCUAUUUGUUACUAUAAUUUUUUGUAUAUAAAAACUUAAUGUAUGUUACUAACUUAAGAAAUAUAUGUUUGUAGAAGCACAAAAUUAUAAUGAUAGAGCAAUUCAUUAAGAAAUGAAGAUUGUUUAUAUUAAUGCACUUGAUAGUGUUUUAUAUAGUCAAUGAUAUCGUUGUGCAGGUGGGAUCAUUAGACGGAAGAGCCGCGAUAGAACUCGAAAACGCGAUUCUGCUAAAUCCUUCUUUAUUUCCUAAAAAAGAUGCAUCCUUUGAAGAAGAUUCACCAAUUGAUCAUGAGUGUGGAAAUUUUUCACAAAAUGUAAUAAGAAGUAAAGUGCUUAGCAGCAUUAAAGUUGUAGUCUUUUCAACCAAGAUAAACUUGCUUAUGCCUUUUGGUCCUAUGGCGAUUUUGGUAGAUAGAUUGUUUCAUAGUCAUGGUUGGGUUUUUGUUUUCAGCAUAUUAGGUAUUAUACCCUUGGCAGAGCGUUUGGGCUAUACAACCGAGCAGCUAGCCCUCUUUACUGGACCGGCAGUUGGUGGUCUUUUAUAUGCCACAUUUGGAAAUGCGACGGAGUUGAUUAUAUCAAUUCACGCUCUCAAAAGCGGUUAUAUUCGUCUUGUUCAACAAUCGCUACUAGGCUCAAUUCUGUCUAACCUGUUGCUGGUACUUGGAUGUGCAUUAUUUGCUGGUGGAUUAGUAUUUCAUAAGAAAGAACAAGUAUUUAACCAUGCAGAUACUAGUGUGGAUUUCGGAUUGUUAUUGAUGGCCGUGAUGGGACUGUUAUUUCCCGCAGUUCUCCAUGCUACACAAACAGAACUAGAAUAUGGAAAGUCUCAGUUAUCUCUUUCAAGAUUUACUAGUUGCAUUAUGCUUGUGGCAUAUGCUUCAUAUAUAGUAUUUCAAUUGAAGAGUCAGAAGAAUUUGGAACUGGACAAGAGUUUCGACGAAGAUACUUCAAAUGAUGCUGAAGCUCCUGAGAUUUCAAUGUGGGAAUCAAUGAUAUGGACUUCAAUCCUAACAGGAGGUAUAUCUAUAUUGUCAGAAUACUUGGUUAAAACCAUAGAGGGGGCAUCAAAAGAGUUUCAAAUGCCUGUGUCAUUUCUUAGUGUUAUUCUUCUUCCAGUAGUAGGUAAUGCUGCAGAACAUGUUGGAUCUGUUAUGUUUGCUGUCAAAGACAAACUUGACAUGUCGCUGGCCGUGGCUGUAGGAUCUUCAAUACAAAUAUCUAUGUUUGCAAUUCCAUUUUGCGUCGUCAUUGGAUGGAUGAUUGGGUGCCCUAUGGACUUAAAUUUCCAGCCUUUUGAAACAAUUUCUCUUUUCAUGUCAGUUAUCAUAGUUGCCUUCAUGCUGCAAAAUGGAGCUUCGAACUACUUCAAAGGAAUAGUGCUCAUUCUUUGCUAUUUGAUAGUUUCUGCAGGUUUUUUUGAACAUAUUGAUCCUAUGUCAGUUGAAGAUAAUCCCUCAACUGCUGGUCAGUAACAGUUAGUGACAUUAAAGAACCCUCAAGUCCAAUGGCUAAAGUGGGGAAUAUGAUCUGUAUAUCUAUCAGACGAAAUGAUAUCGCAAAAAUUAAGAAGCUCUUGUAUAUUUUUACAACUUACUCAUUUUAAAUAAGUACCACUUCCAACACUGGAAAUCAAUAUUCA